AUUCUCACUACCCACUUCAUUCAGCCUCUUGGAAGAUACCACUCCCCUCUCACUGCCCCCUCCAUUCAGCCUCAACCAACUUAGGAAAAUGUCAGCCAACUCCCAAGAACAAUCUAAUCGUAUAGAAGAUUCUCUCACCAGUUCCAAUCUAGAAGAGUUGAUGUGGGAAGAAAUCAAUGACCCUAUGGAGGCUGAAAUUGAAGAUCAGAUUGAAGCAGAGCUAGAGGCAGAACUAGCUGGACCAUCUACUCAGCGUGGGGGCUACACACGCAGGUACAUCAACAGGGAUCAUGAAGAGGAUCAUAACAGAUUGUUUGCUAAAUACUAUUAUGACAAUCCUUUGUACACUGAUGACCAAUUUCGUCGGAGAUUUCGCAUGAGAAAGCAUCUAUUUUUGCGCAUUGUUGAAGCUCUUGGUGUUUGGUCCCCAUAUUUUCGUCUAAGACGAGAUGCAUUUGGCAAGAUGGGUCUAUCGCCACUGCAGAAAUGCACGGCUGCCAUCAGAAUGUUGGCAUAUGGUACACCAGCUGACCUUAUGGAUGAAACCUUUGGAGUAGCAGAAACAACAGCAAUGGAAAGCAUGAUUAAUUUUGUUCAAGGUGUGAGGCAUUUAUUUGGUCAGCAAUAUCUUAGGAGGCCUACUCAAGAGGAUACUCAACGUUUACUUCAAUUUGGAGAGGCACAUGGGUUCCCUAGAAUGUUAGGUAGCCUUGAUUGCAUGCAUUGGCAAUGGGAAAAUUGCCCGGUUGCGUGGAAAGGGCAAUUCCCCCGUGGUGAUUAUGGAGUAUCGACUAUCAUGCUAGAAGCAGUUGCCUCUGCUGAUAUAUGGAUUUGGCAUGCAUUUUUUGGGGUUGCUGGUUCUAACAAUGAUAUUAACGUAUUGGACCAGUCACCAUUGUUCACUGAGGUACUACAAGGAAGAGCACCUACUGUUCAGUUUACAGUUAAUGGGUCUGACUAUAAUAUGGGAUAUUAUUUAGCUGAUGGUAUUUAUCCAGAGUGGGCAGCAUUUGUGAAAUCUAUCAAGAGACCUCUGAAUGACAAAGCUAAAUUGUUCGCACAACGCCAAGAAUCAGCAAGAAAAGAUGUGGAACGAGCUUUUGGGGUUUUACAGAAACGUUGGGCCAUCAUACGUCACCCAGCGCGUCUUUGGGAAAGGGAAGAACUGGCUGAUAUCAUGUAUGCAUGUAUAAUUUUGCAUAACAUGAUAGUUGAGGAUGAAAGAGGCACCUAUGAUAUACCGGAUGACAAUACAUAUGAGCAAGGACAUUUUUCGGCACAAAUGGCAGGGCUUCACCAUGGCCCAAUCUAUGGAUUUGAAGACGUCCUAGAGAAAAACUUGUUGAUUCGUGAUCGAGCAACCCAUCGUCGUCUCAAGCAAGAUUUGAUGGAACACAUAUGGCAAAAGUUUGCUGGCCAACAACAUUAGAAUUUAUUACUUUUAUCACUCUUGACUAGUUUAUUAGUUUGUUAUUAAUCUUGUACUUUGCUAGUUUGUAUUCAUGCUCUCAUCUUAAUUUGCUAGUUUGUAUUCAGGAACCGAAUUUAAGAUUUACAUGUUUCUUGGACUGAGA
This is a messenger RNA of Oryza sativa Japonica Group (Japanese rice), 1574 nucleotides long. Its product is annotated as protein ALP1-like. NCBI's taxonomy places the organism in Eukaryota, Viridiplantae, Streptophyta, Magnoliopsida, Poales, Poaceae. The record is from RefSeq and is a predicted model, not a curated record.